Nicotiana tabacum (common tobacco) is the source of this 1094-nucleotide messenger RNA. The record is from RefSeq and is a predicted model, not a curated record. NCBI's taxonomy places the organism in Eukaryota, Viridiplantae, Streptophyta, Magnoliopsida, Solanales, Solanaceae.
UCGAUUAAAGGAUGACAUUAUGCGAGAAGCUGACCGUUAUCAAGGUGCAAUAAUGGUUAUUCACGAAACUGAUGAUGGUCAAAUAUUUGAUGCUUGGGAACAUGUGAGCUCUGAUGCAGUUCAAACUCCUGUGGAGGUCUUUAAGUGCUUGGAAGCUGAUGGUUUUCCUAUAAAGUAUGCCCGUGUUCCAAUCACUGAUGGCAAAGCUCCCAAAAGUUCUGACUUCGAUUUAUUGACUUUUAAUAUAGCAUCUGCUUCCAAAGAUACUGCUUUUGUCUUUAAUUGCCAGAUGGGCAUAGGGAGGACUACUACUGGAACUGUAAUUGCAUGCCUUUUGAAAUCACGUAUUGAUCAUGGGAGACCCAUUAGAGUAUUAAAUGAUGCAUCAAAUCCAGAUGUAGGUGGUGAUAUGUCAAGUGGUGAUGAAAGUGAAGGCGAAAACCAUCCACCUGCACUAUUAGUAUCAAAAAAUAGACCUCAAAUAGAUUCAAGUGACACAUUUGGGAUAAAUGACAUCCUGUUGCUCUGGAAAAUAACAAGAUUGUUUGAUAAUGGGGUGGAAUGCCGAGAGGCCUUAGAUGCUAUUAUUGAUCGAUGUUCAGCUCUGCAGAACAUACGCCAAGCGGUCUUGCAAUACAGAAAGUUGUGUAAUCAGCAGCAUAUUGAGCCUAGAGAAAGAAGAGUAGCACUAAAUCGUGGGGCUGAGUACUUGGAACGAUAUUUUCGUUUGAUCGCUUUUGCUGCAUAUCUUGGCAGCGAAGCAUUUGAUGGAUUUUGUGGACAAGGAGAAUCGAGGAUGACUUUCAAAGAUUGGCUGCACCAGAGGCCAGAGGUUCAAGCAAUGAAGUGGUCAAUUAGAUUAAGGCCUGGGAGAUUCUUUACCAUCCCUGAGGAACUAAGAGCUCCACAUGAGUCACAACAUGGGGAUGCUGUUAUGGAAGCUAUUGUGAAAGAUCGGAAUGGCUCUGUUCUUGGGAAAGGGUCUAUUCUCAAGAUGUACUUCUUUCCUGGCCAAAGAAUUUCCAGUCACAUACAAAUUCAUGGUGCUCCUCAUGUUUACAAGGUAUGUUAAAUUUCCAUUAUUUUCAUGAUGC